Molecule: messenger RNA, 1206 nt
Organism: Scedosporium apiospermum
Lineage: Eukaryota; Fungi; Ascomycota; Sordariomycetes; Microascales; Microascaceae
Exons: 2
Coding region: 1-1206 (401 amino acids)
Source: RefSeq, a predicted model, not a curated record
AUGUCACUUUCGAAACUGGAAGAGACUCCCGAGCUCCUCGCGAGGCGCGCGGUGAUGAACAGAGAAAUACUUGAGACUGUGCAGGCUAAAUUAGCUGAAAACCCAAGCUGGGACUUGAAUGGUGAGAUUCGCGGACUGGCGAUGGACGCCUUGAAGAAACACUUUGCCCAUCCAACAGCAAAACUCCUCCAAGAACGACGCAAACCCCCGCCGCCCAAGCCGCAGAACUUCACCGCUGUUCUCGUGAGAUCGCCCGAGAAAACCGUCAUCUUAAACCCUCUCUCCGAUGCAGCCAAGACACUUAUCUUCGGCGCGAUUGGGGAGGAGGAUGGAGGCGUCGAAGAUGAGGAUAGUCUAGAUAAAGGCGUCUGUCGGGUGCUAAGGCACGCGGAGGUCAUCGCAAAGCUUUCAGGCCGCGGUGGCGUUUUACGCUGCGGCGGCGGGUCUGGCUCUGACAUUGCUAUCAAGGUCGUCCCUGCUUCGGAGACGACAGCCUUUGAGACCGAGUACUCUGCCUUACUUUAUCUUGCUGAGAAUGCACCGGACUUUCCGGCACCGAAGCCGCAUGGACUCAUUGGAUUGGGUGACUCCCGGUUGAUGCUGAUGUCGUACAUCCCGUCGACGACUUUGAAAAGCGUAUGGCCCACCUUAAGUGACAGUAACAAACUCUCAAUCCAGAGACAAUUGAACCAAAUCUUUAUGAGAUUGAGAGAGUUCAAGCAAAAAGAUAGGCGGCUAGGUGGCCUUGGAGGAGAGGGGGUGAGCGAUCAUCAUGCCUGGGUUGAUCACGCAGAUACCGAAACCGUUAUGACAACGGCCACCGUGUUUAGAGACUUUCAAUUUUCCAUCAAAGCGCCUUGCGGUCCGGAGUAUGCUGCCUUCCUGAAAAGCCUCCUACCACACCCCGACCCUGACGAACCGGCCGUCUUCACUCAUGGUGACUUCUUUCCCGGUAACAUCAUGGUCGACCUAGACCCUACGAAGGCGCAGGAGUACGUGGUUUCUGGAAUCGUUGACUGGGAGACAAGUGGCUUCUAUCCAGCAUGGUUCGAGGCAAGCAAGGUGCUCUACACUUUCAAUGAAUCCGGUCGGGGUACUAUGCAGGACUGGUGGAAGUAUGUGCCCAGCUGCAUCGCUCCAGCCAGUCGCCCUGUUGAAUGGGCUGUCGGGAGGCUAUGGGACAAAGCCAACGGGAUCGAUGCUUAA